UGGUGCAGAUUGACACCCCAAAGGACAAAUGGUCCGUGAUCAAACACACCAGGACGUACCCAACGGACUCCUUUGGCAUCAUUGAGUUCCAGGGAGGAGGAUUCAUCAACAAGGCCAUGUAUAUCCGGGUUUCAUAUGACACCAAACCUGACAACCUCCUGCAUUUGAUGGUGAAGGACUGGCAACUGGAGCUGCCCACCUUGCUCAUCUCUGUGCAUGGAGGUCUGCAGAACUUUGACCUCCAGCCCAAACUCAAGCAAGUGUUUGGCAAAGGUCUGAUCAAAGCGGCUGUCACCACUGGAGCUUGGAUCUUCACGGGUGGAGUCAACACGGGGGUGAUCCGUCAUGUCGGAGAUGCAUUAAAGGACCAUUCCUCUAAGUCACGAGGAAAAGUGUGUGCAAUAGGAAUUGCUCCAUGGGGGAUCUUGGAAAACAAAGAAGACCUCAUUGGAAAAGAUGUAACCAGACCCUAUCAGACGAUGGCAAACCCACUGAGCAAGCUGGCAGUGCUCAACAACAGUCAUUCUCACUUCAUCCUCACCGACAACGGAACCUGUGGGAAGUACGGCUCCGAGGUCAAACUCCGUCGACUGCUGGAGAAGCACAUCUCCUUGCAGAAGAUCAACACUCGUUUGGGUCAGGGGGUCCCUUUGGUGUGUCUGAUUGUGGAGGGAGGUCCAAAUGUUAUCUCCAUCGCCCUGGAGAGUCUGAGAGACGAGCCUCCCAUCCCUGUGGUAGUGUGCGACGGCAGCGGUCGAGCUUCUGACAUCAUUUCCUUUGCGCACAAGUUCUCAGAAGAUGGAGGCCUGGUUAAUGACGACGUCCGAGACCAGCUCUUAGUGACUAUUCAGAAGACAUUCAAUUAUACCAAAAGCCAAUCGCAGCAGAUCCUGCUCAUGGUAAUGGAGUGCAUGAAGAAAAGGGAACUGAUUACAGUUUUUCGAAUGGGUUCUGAGGGACAACAAGAUAUUGAAAUGGCCAUCCUCACUGCCUUGUUAAAAGGCACGAAUGCUUCAGCAGCAGAUCAGCUCAGUUUGGCUCUGGCCUGGAACAGAGUAGAUAUUGCUCGCAAUCACAUCUUUGUUUAUGGACACAAUUUACCACCUGCAGGUGCCAUCGCCAAUACAACAACCUCUGUAGCUACAACCCAGGAGAAAACCAAGAGUCCUGCCAGCGCUCCUCGCAACAAGACCCGGGCCAAAAAGGGAAAGGGGAAGGGAAAAGCAAAACCUGAACCUCCGGAGGAAACAGACCCGAGGAAGUUGGAGUUGAUUCGUUGGGUGAACUCUCUGGAGCAGGCUAUGAUGGAUGCUCUGGUGCUGGACAGAGUGGACUUUGUCAAACUGCUGCUUGAGAACGGGGUCAAUAUUCACCAUUUCCUCACCAUUCCCAGGCUGGAGGAGCUUUACAACACAAAACUUGGCCCUGCGAACACGCUGCAUGCUGUGGUUAGAGAUGUCAAAAAGGGAAACCUUCCUCCAGAUUAUCAGAUCACUUUGAUUGAUAUUGGUCUGGUGCUGGAAUACCUCAUGGGGGGAGCUUACAGGAGUAAUUACACCAGGAAGGUUUUCCGUAACCUCUACAAUAAUUUGUAUGGACUAAAAAGGCCAAAAGCGCUGAAGCUUCUUGGAAUGGAGGAUGACGAACCAAGAACCAAAGGCAAGAAAAAGCCAAAAAAGAAGAAGGAGGAAGAGGUGGAAAUUGAUGUGGAUGACCCUGAAGUGUGCAGAUUCAAGUUUCCCUUCCAUGAGCUGAUGCUUUGGGCGGUGCUGAUGAAGCGCCAGAAGAUGGCGCUAUUCCUCUGGCAGCGUGGAGAAGAAGCUAUGGCAAAGGCCUUGGUGGCUUGUAAACUGUACAAAGCCAUGGCCCAUGAGUGCUCUGAGAGUGAACUGGUGGAUGACAUCUCCCAAGAUCUGGAGAACAACUCCAAAGAGUUUGGCCAGUUGGCCUAUGAGCUGCUGGACCAGUCCUACAAGCACGAUGAACAGGUGGCCAUGAAACUUCUAACAUAUGAGCUGGUCAACUGGAGUAACUCCACCUGUCUGAAGCUGGCUGUGGCUGCUAAGCAACGUGACUUCAUCGCUCACACCUGCAGCCAGAUGUUGCUCACUGACAUGUGGAUGGGCUGCUUAAGGAUUGGAAAAAACCCUGGCCUCAAGGUUAUUCUGGGAAUCAUCUUUCCUCUUCUCAUUCUGCUGUUGGAUUUCCGUAUCGGAGAUGAUGCUUCCUAUCAUGUACCUGAAGGCAAAGAAGACGGAAAAGACAAGGAUGAUGACACAAAGUCCAGCAAGGAGGGUAACACGGACGCAACUUCCCGAAAGGGAGAUGAAGAGGAAGGAAGCACUAAAGUCCGCAAAAUCCCCAUUGGCAAAAGGUUCUUUGAGUUUUACGACGCACCGUUCACUAAAUUCUGGUUCAACACUAUUUGCUAUCUUGGCUACUUAAUGUUGUACAACUACAUCAUCCUGGUGAAAAUGGAGCGAUGGCCAUCUAUACAGGAGUGGACUGUAAUUGCAUACAUCCUCACACUUGGCUCUGAAAAAGUCAGACAGAUUCUGAUGUCAGAACCAGGGAAGCUGAAACAGAAGAUAAGUGUUUGGAUGGAGGAAUACUGGAACAUCACAGACCUGGUUGCAAUUUCCACCUUCCUUCUGGGGCUCAUGUUGCGGCUCCAGCAUGAACCGUACAUGGGCUACGGCCGAGUCAUCUACUGCAUAGACAUCAUCUUCUGGUACAUUCGAGUAUUGGACAUCUUUGGAGUCAACAAAUACCUGGGACCCUAUGUGAUGAUGAUAGGGAAGAUGAUGAUCGAUAUGAUGUACUUUGUGGUGAUCAUGCUGGUGGUGCUCAUGAGCUUCGGGGUGGCUCGGCAGGCCAUCCUUCACCCAGAUGAGGAGCCAACAUGGCGCCUGGCCAGGAACAUUUUCUACAUGCCCUACUGGAUGAUCUAUGGGGAGGUUUUUGCGGACUCGAUAGACCUCUACGCAAUGGAAAUCAACCCUCCAUGUGGUGAACAUUUAUAUGAUGAGGAUGGGAAGAAGCUGCCUCCAUGUAUCCCUGGAGCCUGGCUCACACCUGCUAUUAUGGCCUGUUACCUCCUCGUGGCAAACAUUCUUCUGGUCAACUUGCUCAUUGCAGUGUUCAACAACACCUUCUUUGAAGUCAAGUCCAUUUCCAACCAGGUGUGGAAGUUUCAGAGAUAUCAGCUGAUCAUGACUUUCCAUGACCGUCCCAUCCUGCCUCCACCUCUCAUCAUCUUCAGUCACCUCUACAUCCUCUUCAACAGGCUGUUUCGGCGAUGUGCCAGGAAGAAACAGGAGGGAGAGCUGGAUGAGAAGGACCGAGGCCUCAAACUCAGGCUGAAUCCAGAGGAGCUUAAAAAUUUGUAUGAGUUUGAAGAGCAGUGUGUGGAGGAAUAUUUCCGUGAGAAAGAGGACGAGCAGCAGUCCUCCAGUGAUGAACGUAUCAAGGUUACUUCAGAGAGGUAAACCGCUAUCAGGCAUACGGCUUAAAAAACAAACAUUUUUUAACACAUUAACUGUACAGUGUGAACAAUCUUCUGUAGUUUUAUAGGUUGGCCCCAUUUUGUAAAAUUACAGAUAACUACUAAAAUCAAAGAAAUAGUAUUAAUUUGCAUAUUAAACAUAACUGUCAAAACUGUGAGUAAUAUCUGUAUUUUUACAUAUGGUGUUCAUUCUUUUACAGCAUUUUCACUGUCUACUUUAAGUCAGGAAAAAAAAUGUUAUUUUACAAAUAUUUGAGAGAACGGUGUACAUAUUAAGGAUUGAAAAAUAGCAAAUGUUCUUAAACUGUCAUUUUAAAGAUUUUGUUAAAUUUGUUAAAUUUCCGAUAUCUGAUAAAAAAUCACAAAAGUAUACAUCAAACUAUAUGAUAUGUCACAAAUAAAAAGAACUGGUCAAACUGCACAUAAUGGUCAUAAAAAUCUGUAUGUUUACAAGUAGCAAUUUGUUUUUUUAAUAUGUGCAACUGUAAAGUUAGUUUUACUGUAUUUCAAUUAGCUAGAAAUAUCAAUAU
Messenger RNA from Acanthochromis polyacanthus (spiny chromis), 4035 nucleotides. It is a transcript of the gene trpm1b, whose product is annotated as transient receptor potential cation channel, subfamily M, member 1b. The record is from RefSeq and is a predicted model, not a curated record. The coding region runs from base 117 to 3488 and encodes 1123 amino acids. Gene Ontology annotation, biological process: calcium ion transport into cytosol. Gene Ontology annotation, molecular function: calcium channel activity. Lineage: Eukaryota; Metazoa; Chordata; Actinopteri; Pomacentridae. The transcript is spliced from 24 exons. Gene Ontology annotation, cellular component: membrane.